UAUGGGUACAGGAUAGACAGAAUCGCAAUCGGUCUCUUCCUGGAGCUCUCACUUCGGAUCAAUGCCGGAGUGGACAUCCUGUCGGUGUCCAACAGUGGUCGGCGCUCCUUCCAGGCAAUUAUGGACGCCUUGGGGGGCGAGAUCUUACUCCAGAAGUCAAACCUGAAAACCCUCUUCACUCAUGAAGAUGGGGACACAGCAACCAAAGAUGUGGCGCUUCAAGCUUGG
This is a messenger RNA of Suillus subalutaceus, 228 nucleotides long. RefSeq lists its product as uncharacterized. The annotation marks the transcript as partial. The transcript has a single exon. NCBI's taxonomy places the organism in Eukaryota, Fungi, Basidiomycota, Agaricomycetes, Boletales, Suillaceae. The record is from RefSeq and is a predicted model, not a curated record.